Ceratotherium simum simum (southern white rhinoceros) is the source of this 1382-nucleotide messenger RNA. RefSeq names its product growth factor, augmenter of liver regeneration (gene GFER). NCBI's taxonomy places the organism in Eukaryota, Metazoa, Chordata, Mammalia, Perissodactyla, Rhinocerotidae. The record is from RefSeq and is a predicted model, not a curated record. Gene Ontology annotation, molecular function: flavin adenine dinucleotide binding; flavin-dependent sulfhydryl oxidase activity. Gene Ontology annotation, biological process: liver development. Gene Ontology annotation, cellular component: mitochondrion.
UGCGCCCAGCUCCUGUGGCCGCGCCCUGGCGGCGGCGCGCGCGCUGGCCUGGAGGCCGACUUGGAGGCCUCUCUGGAGACCGAGCUGGCCCGGCAGGCAUUGCGCGGGCAACAUGGCGGCGCCCGGGGAGGGGAGGCGCUUCUACGGCGGGAACCUCUUCUCCUUCUUGCCUGGCGGCGCGCGCUCCGAGGUGAUGGACGACCUAGUGACGGACGCGCGCGGCCGGGGCGCGGGGCGGAGAGAUGCCGCCGCUUCAGCCCCGACGCCAGCCCAGGCGCCGACCGAUUCUCAGGUCGCCGAGGACACCUCCCAGAGGCGGCCCUGCCGGGCUUGCGUAGACUUCAAGACGUGGAUGCGGACGCAGCAGAAGCAGGACAGCAAGUUUAGAGAAGAUUGUCCUCAGGAUCGUGAGGAACUGGGUCGCCAUAGCUGGGCUGUCCUUCACACCCUGGCCGCCUACUACCCGGACCUGCCCACCCCAGAACAGCAGCAAGACAUGGCCCAGUUCAUACAUUUAUUUUCUAAAUUUUACCCGUGUGAGGAGUGUGCAGAAGACAUAAGGAAGAGGAUACACAGGAACCAGCCAGAUACACGCACGCGGGCAUGCUUCACCCAGUGGCUGUGCCGCCUGCACAACGAGGUGAACCGCAAGCUAGGCAAGCCAGACUUCGACUGCUCGCAAGUAGAUGAGCGCUGGCGUGACGGCUGGAAGGACGGCUCCUGCGACUAGACGGCAGCCAGCAGGAGUCCAUGGGGCAGCCAGCCAGGGCCUGUGGGCAGCCCGGCUGGAGAGGGGAAAGGCACUCAUUAAAGUGUGUCAGAGCCAGAGCCUGUCGUGUCUCAGUUAGGUGGUCCCCAGACACUGCCCACGGGGCCCUUUCCCUCCCACAUUUGCAGUAGGAGUGGAAGUGUCUGCGCAGGUACCCUGAUGGCCGCCUCCUCAGCUGAGGCCCAGUGGGGCUGCAGGUGAAGGAGGCAGGAGCAGCCCAGACUGUCCCUUCCAUUCAGGAUGUGGCCUCCUGCUCACUCCACACCCUGGCGCCCACUUCCCCACAGGACGGUGACACGUCUGGCUGGGCUGCCCUGCCAGGCCUGGCCAUUGUCUCCCCUCCCAUGUAGCUGGGGACAGCUGCAGUGACUGUAGCCCCAGAGACUGUGCGAGCUCUGCACUUCAGGAAAGAGGACUGGGGGAGAGCUCUCUACGCUGCUCAGUCUACAGGGAAAGCACAGGCAGGGCUCUUCUCCGAGGGUCCACCGACCCUGUUGCCUGCCUCCCAUCUAGCACGUUGCCUUCGCUAGCUGCACCAGGCCUGUCAGAGGCUUCAUGGGGCCAGCUUCCUUGAAGCUUGAGACCAAAAUAAAGUGCUGGAGAAGUGACUGAG